Colletotrichum truncatum is the source of this 933-nucleotide messenger RNA. RefSeq lists its product as uncharacterized. NCBI's taxonomy places the organism in Eukaryota, Fungi, Ascomycota, Sordariomycetes, Glomerellales, Glomerellaceae. The record is from RefSeq and is a predicted model, not a curated record.
AUGUUGCCUGCAGAACGCGUCACCUACUUCGGUUACUACGAGGGACUCGACCCUAAACUCCUUCGCCUCGGGAGCAUGGUACUGGACUAUGCGAAUCCGCGACAUAAGUGCCCUUAUUACCACGGGGAGGUACCGAACAUGUUCGAGCCGCCGGUCAUUGCGACAGCUGACGAACGGCCGUACUGUUCAAUGAGCGAGAAGCGCACUUCGAGCUUUGGCGGAGACAUCGGUCUCGGUCAUCUCCUUCUCGUUGAGUCGAGUCGUUCGAAGCUUUCGUCUAGGCUAGUAGUAGGCACUCAAGGGUCUAAGGUCGAGCUCAUCAACCCACUAGAGUUCUUUUCUCAAAUGCUGCAAGAGGAUGGUGUAAGGAAAUGGCUCGAGGUUGUGCUGACGGUGGCAAGCGGUCUACAAAAGACCUGGAAGAACGCCUUCGCCUCGCCAAAGAUCUGGCUGCUGACAGGCGUCUACUUGAUAGAGGACGCAACUUGCCUCGCUGUAUCCUCGAAAUCGAGCUCGGCCGGGCUGUCAACCGACGUUGUUAUUCCAGACCUCGCCGGUAUCGCAGCCCUUUUGAAUACCAACAUUCACGCCAAGGUCAGCUUGACCAACGACACGGAAGGCUACGUGGAAACCAAAAUUCUGGGCCGGCGGGUCUGGGCGGCCCAGUGGCAGCAAAUCAGCGCAAGUUACGUCUUGACCCAGAAGCAGGAGUGGAAUGUCAGGUCACGCGGGAUGCGUCUGAAGUUGCUGGAUAGGUUCAGCGUUGGAACGGAGAGAGGGGAGGCCGACAAGGUCGAGAUGGUUGAUUUGAAGUUAGACUUGACCUUCGCUACGGAAAAUGACAGUAGAUGCGGAGACAAUGGACAAGAUGAGAAGAUGUGGCAUCAGUUUGAAGAGGAGUUCAAUGAACUCAUGGAGGAGCUGGAGGAAUGA